Molecule: messenger RNA, 484 nt
Organism: Protopterus annectens (West African lungfish)
Lineage: Eukaryota; Metazoa; Chordata; Ceratodontiformes; Protopteridae
Gene: RPL35
Product: ribosomal protein L35
Exons: 4
Coding region: 88-471 (127 amino acids)
Biological process (GO): maturation of LSU-rRNA from tricistronic rRNA transcript (SSU-rRNA, 5.8S rRNA, LSU-rRNA); translation
Cellular component (GO): ribosome; cytosolic large ribosomal subunit
Molecular function (GO): mRNA binding; structural constituent of ribosome
Source: RefSeq, a predicted model, not a curated record
AUAAAAGUAGUAAUAGGCCAACCCAUAACCCGGUAGCAGUUUGUGCUGAAGGUUAACUUUCCUUUCCGGUGACGGGUAGUUGUGAUAAUGGCAAAAAUCAAGGCCCGAGAUCUGCGGGGCAAGAAGAAGGAAGAGCUCUUGAAGCAGCUUGAGGAUCUGAAGGUUGAACUCUCCCAGCUUAGAGUUGCAAAAGUAACUGGUGGCGCUGCUUCCAAGCUUUCCAAAAUUCGAGUUGUCCGCAAGUCAAUUGCACGGGUUCUGACUGUCAUUAACCAGACACAAAAAGAAAAUCUGCGAAAGUUUUACAAGGGUAAGAAGUACAAACCUUUGGACCUCAGACCUAAAAAGACAAGAGCCAUGCGCCGCAGGCUUAACCAGUAUGAACAAGGCUUGAAGACCAAGAAACAACAAAGAAAAGAGCGCCUAUAUCCCUUGCGGAAGUUUGCUGUUAAGCAUAAAUAUUACGAAUAAAUACUUAUUAUUU